CUCCUCUUCGUCCAUGCAACUCUCCUUCUCUCUCUCUCUCUCUCUCUCUAUUGUUCUUUCUCUCUCUGAAAAACAGCUCUCUUUAUAAACUGCUAUAUUUAUCCGUUUCUUCGUUUCUCUUUAUUAACCUUGCUCCGGUUAACUCGCCGGUAAUUCGGCAGAGUCAUUCACCAUGACUCGACGGUGCUCGCAUUGCAGCAACAACGGCCACAACUCCCGUACCUGUCCCACGCGCUCAUCUGGCGCGUCAUCUACGUCGGCCUCUUCUGCCGCCGGAGUCAGGCUCUUCGGUGUGAGGCUCACCGAUGGCUCCAUUAUCAAGAAGAGUGCCAGUAUGGGUAACUUGUCGGCGCACUACCAUUCGUCAUCAUCAGCCGCUGCUUCACCCAAUCCCGACUCUCCCUUAUCGGAUCAUGUCCGCGAUUCAGGCAACGUUCCGGACGGGUAUUUGUCUGAUGAUCCGGCCCAUGCUAGCUGCUCCGCCAAUCGACGCGGAGAGAGAAAGAAAGGUGUCCCCUGGACAGAAGAGGAGCAUCGUCUAUUCUUAGUUGGUCUUCAGAAACUGGGGAAAGGAGAUUGGCGUGGAAUAGCUCGAAAUUUUGUGGUGUCUAGAACCCCUACCCAGGUAGCAAGCCAUGCUCAGAAGUAUUUUAUCCGCCAGAGCAAUGCCACACGAAGAAAGAGGCGCUCCAGCCUUUUUGACAUGGUUCCAGACAUGGCAACUGAACCCCAGACAGUUCCAGAAGAACAUGAGUUGCCAUCUUUUCAGUCAGGAGAAAUGGAUAAUGCAGAUGCGCUGCCUUCACUGAACCUCUCCCUGAGGCCAGAAUAUGUACCCAUGGACACAGCAUCUGAAGAACAAGUGAAAGAACAUGAUGAAACAGUGAUAGAUUCCAGUGAAUCCAAACAAACUGUUCCAAAAUCAAGUGAAUUCAGUCCAAUUGUCCCUCAGUUAAGUGAAUUCCCACAAUUUGUUCCUGGAUUCUAUCCAGCUUAUGUGCCAAUCCCUUAUCCCUUUUGGCCUGCAAAUACUGCCCCUCUUCAAGAAGUAAAGGGCGUGGAGACAUCAAAUCAUGAGGUCCUAAAGCCAGUUCCAAUCUUUCCCAAGGAGCCUGUUAAUGUAGAUGAACUGGUUGGCAUGUCUCACCUCAGUAUAGGAGAGACCGAGAGAGGCCAAAGAGAGCCUUCGCCACUCUCCCUGAAAUUAAUAGGUGAGCCAUCGAGGCAGUCAGCAUUUCAAGCCAAUGCUUCGGCAGUGGGUUAGAGUCAAGCCAGGGCAAGGGCAGUCCUAUACAAGCAGUUUGACAUGGAGAAAAGAAGCUGUAUUUUAGCUUUUGAUUAGUUUAGCGCCUCCCUUCCCCCUGUAGAAUCUUUGUUUUACCAUUUGAUAGUGCCAAGCUUUUUCUAUUUCUUAUAACGUAGGGUGACAUUGAUUUGGUUUGAAAUAUUUAUUCUUUCUAACUGUAAUCAGCUAGAAAUAUAAAUAAAUGAAGGGGGCGUGGCGCCAAAUUGCAAA
Molecule: messenger RNA, 1516 nt
Organism: Hevea brasiliensis (rubber tree)
Lineage: Eukaryota; Viridiplantae; Streptophyta; Magnoliopsida; Malpighiales; Euphorbiaceae
Product: transcription factor MYBS3
Exons: 3
Coding region: 173-1264 (363 amino acids)
Biological process (GO): response to gibberellin; response to auxin; response to ethylene
Molecular function (GO): DNA binding
Source: RefSeq, a predicted model, not a curated record